UUGAAAAAGGGUGCGAAAAAGUGCGGCGUUUUCAAUCCUUUACGUAUUUUCUUUGUCUGAACUGAGAUAAAUGAUACACACCUGGUAGUGGUGUCUAGGCUGUCAGGUGGAGAAUGGAUCUCUUACGAGAUGUGGAGUGUUACUGAUUCCUGGUUAAUUUGUGCGUUUUAGAAUCUCCCACCCUCCUCGUUUCGUUGAAAUGGAGCCUCCACCUCCCAGCCAGUCAGGUGGUGUACAUCCUCAAGACCUCUCCCCCUGCAGCCUCACCACUGUGUUCGACUUGAGCAGGAAAGGCGAAGAAAGUCUGCUGAAAGCUAACUCCAUGGAUGCCCUGCAUGUGGUCAAGGCAUCCAGCUGGUACAACAUUAAUCCUGUGAGCAACAAGGGAAUAGUUUUCUCAGAGAAUGAUUCUGACCAUGCUCCCCAGCCUAGUGAGCAAAUCCAGCCGGAUGAUGCCUUCUCCAACACAACUGUCACACUCUCCUAUGUGAGCAGGUCUCAUGUCCUUUCCUCCCAUGACUCCCUCUCGCAGCUGCACCCACUCUGCGGUGUCCCGUCCAUCAGCAGAAAACUCUCGCGGCACACUCCCUCCUGUGAAGCAGACACAAUGUUAAAUGAGGCUGGCAGAGGGGGGCUUUGCAUGGGCCUUGACCAGGGCCUCUUGCAUAACACUGCUAGGUCUGUUGGAUUGGCAUCAGAGUCCGACCUGUGUGAGACUGAAUCACAGGCUCAGUUAUUAGAGAGUGCAACAGUAGCCCACUUUAUGCAGCAAGUUCCUGAGGUGAAUGGGAAGCAUGAUGCCGAUCCUUGGGGUAUGGACAAACCUGAGCCACAACUUGGAGGCAGCCCCACAGAGUGCGUGCCAUCUCAGGAAAGGGAUGGAGAUGGUUGUGUUCGAAAUGGUACAGGCAGUGGCCUGUGGAAUCUUGGAUCACAUGAGGAAAAAUCCUCUGAGAACCUGAUUGCAGAACUGACGAUCCAGUCUAUUUACAAGACAACAGAGGUUCUAGGAACUUUCUGUGUAGUUCUUUAA
Messenger RNA from Megalops cyprinoides (Indo-Pacific tarpon), 1033 nucleotides. RefSeq lists its product as uncharacterized. Lineage: Eukaryota; Metazoa; Chordata; Actinopteri; Elopiformes; Megalopidae. The coding region runs from base 200 to 1033 and encodes 277 amino acids. The record is from RefSeq and is a predicted model, not a curated record. The transcript is spliced from 3 exons.